Molecule: messenger RNA, 4178 nt
Organism: Pogoniulus pusillus (Red-fronted tinkerbird)
Lineage: Eukaryota; Metazoa; Chordata; Aves; Piciformes; Lybiidae
Gene: ARHGEF9
Product: Cdc42 guanine nucleotide exchange factor 9
Exons: 13
Coding region: 109-2559 (816 amino acids)
Biological process (GO): regulation of postsynaptic specialization assembly
Cellular component (GO): cytosol; GABA-ergic synapse; postsynaptic specialization
Molecular function (GO): protein binding; guanyl-nucleotide exchange factor activity
Source: RefSeq, a predicted model, not a curated record
GCUGUAGAUCCAGGCUGUUCUCCAGCUGCAGAUGGUGACCUUUCUGCAGUGACUGAGGAUCUGAUCCAGCUUCCACAGGUGCCCUUAACUGAACCUAAUACUAAGGACAUGGGCUGUGCUCCAGUGGUUGCUGAAGACAUGGAUCCAUCUCCAGCAGUGGCCCAGGAACUUUCAAGGACAGAACUGGAUAUGCAGGACUUGAGAAAUCAUGAGUUGCCUUUGCAAGACUUGUCUAGAGAUGAGCUGGAGAUUCAGAACUUGAGCACUACUCCAGAGAAGACACAGGUUGUAGGUGAGGACCUACCAUGUUCUGAAGGUUUUCCUGUGAAUCAUCUGGAUUCUGUGGACUUGGGCCACUCUUCAGAUGCAGAGGGUGACAUUUGUGCAGUGACUGGGGCACUGAUCCAACUCCCACAGGUGACCCUGAUGGAAGAGAUUGAAGACAUGAGCAGUACUCUGGAGAAGACACAGGCUAUGGGCAGGGAUCUGCCACGUUCUCAAGGUCUUCCUGUGAAUAACCUGGAUGCUGUGGCCCUGGGCUGUUCUCCAGUGGUUGGUAUUGACAUUUCUGUGGUGACUAUUUUAAAAUGCACAGCAGGACAGGUUUUGGAGGAGGCUGACUGCCACCUUAAAAAGCGUGGAACCACUUCCUUUGUAGAAGAGAGCUCUCUGGAUCUAAUGGACGGGGAGGAUCAGUUUGACUGUGACGAUGAGUGCCGGCCCUUCCAGGUGCGCGUCUCCAGGAUCGUCUCCUCAGGACGCCUCAAAAAUGGAAAGCCAAUGUCACAUCCUCAGCCCUCCCCACAAGCAGCACCCUUCAAAGUCCUCGUGGAGAGAUGUCGCUCCGAGCCCCUCUCCCAGAGCACCCCAAUGGGGCUGGACCAGGUGGGAGGGCGCAUGCAGCACUUGCUCAAGAGACGCGCUGAGAACGAGCAGGCUUCAAAGACCCUGAAGGUCCGCGGGAACUGCCGCAACGGCGGCCGUCGAUGGAACCUCUUCAAGCCUGGAGCUGAGAAGCUACAGAUCAGUAGGCUGAUCAGUGGUGGUUCUAUUGUAAGUGCUGAGGCAGUAUGGGAUCACGUCACCAUGGCCAACCGGGAGUUGGCGUUUAAAGCAGGAGACGUUAUCAAGGUCCUGGAUGCUUCCAACAAGGACUGGUGGUGGGGUCAGAUCGAUGAUGAAGAAGGAUGGUUUCCCGCCAGCUUUGUGAGGCUAUGGGUGAACCAAGAAGAUGGUGUGGAGGAGGGAACCAGCGACGUGCAGAAUGGCCACUUGGACCCAAGUGCCGACUGCCUGUGUCUCGGCAGGACCGUUCAGAACCGAGACCAGAUGAGAGCCAACGUCAUCAAUGAGAUCAUGAGCACCGAGCGCCACUACAUCAAGCACCUCAAGGACAUUUGCGAGGGUUACUUAAAGCAGUGCCGGAAGAGGAGGGACAUGUUCAGUGAUGAGCAGCUGAAGGUCAUCUUUGGGAACAUUGAAGACAUCUACAGAUUUCAGAUGGGUUUUGUCCGGGACUUGGAGAAACAGUACAACAACGAGGACCCCCAUCUCAGUGAGAUUGGCCCAUGUUUCCUUGAGCACCAAGAUGGCUUCUGGAUCUACUCGGAGUACUGUAACAACCAUUUGGAUGCAUGCAUGGAGCUUUCCAAGCUGAUGAAGGACAGCAGGUACCAGCAUUUCUUCGAAGCCUGUCGCCUCUUGCAGCAGAUGAUCGACAUUGCCAUCGACGGUUUCCUCCUCACGCCCGUGCAGAAGAUCUGCAAAUACCCACUGCAGCUGGCAGAGCUUCUGAAGUACACUGCACAGGAUCACAGUGACUACAGAUACGUGGCUGCUGCUCUGGCCGUCAUGAGGAACGUGACUCUACAGAUCAACGAGCGGAAGCGGAGGCUGGAGAACAUUGACAAGAUAGCUCAGUGGCAGGCCUCCGUUCUGGACUGGGAGGGAGAUGACAUCUUGGACCGCAGCUCGGAGCUGAUCUACACGGGAGAGAUGUCCUGGAUUUACCAGCCUUAUGGACGGAACCAGCAGCGUGUUUUCUUUCUCUUUGAUCACCAGAUGGUUCUCUGCAAGAAGGAUCUGAUAAGAAGAGAUAUUCUGUAUUACAAGGGUCGCAUAGACAUGGAUAAAUAUGAAGUGGUGGAUAUAGAAGAUGGGAGAGAUGAUGACUUCAAUGUCAGCAUGAAGAAUGCCUUCAAACUUCAUAACAAGGAGACUGAGGAAAUGCACUUAUUCUUUGCCAAGAAACUGGAAGAGAAGUUACGAUGGCUUAGAGCUUUCAGAGAAGAAAGGAAGAUGGUAAAAGAAGAUGAAAAGAUAGGCUUUGAAAUAUCUGAGAAUCAAAAGCGACAAGCGGCAAUGACAGUAAAGAAAGUCAGUAAGCAAAAAGGUGUGAGCUACUCCAAGUCGGUUCCUCCAGCCUACCCACCACCCCAGGAUCCAUUAAAUCAGGGACAAUACAUGGUGACAGAUGGCAUAUCCCAGUCCCAGGUCUUCGAGUUCACCGAACCCAGACGCAGCCAGGCACCAUUCUGGCAAAACUUCAGCAGAGAGUGAGCCUGAGACAUCCAUAAUUUUUACGAGAAGAUGCUUCCUAAAUAUACAGCACUAGGAAAAAAAGCAACACCACCGCCACACCAUUAUUUGCAUCAUAAAUCAAGACUUGGCUUGAUCUGACAAGGCCUCUUGUUGGACUCGCAGCUUCUUUCUUAACAAAAGGAAAGCCAAAAACCAAACUAGCAUUGCUCGCGCUCGCCGGGGCCGGGCGCCAGGCAAAGCAGAUGCAGGCGUUUGAUCCGGAGGGAAGAGGGGCUUGGCUCUCAGGCAGUGGCCUUCAAGAAAGCUCUUCCCCUUCCCUAAGUUGCCGAGGUGCUGCAAGAGAUGGAGCAUUUGUCACAAAAGAAGAGCCGGCACUGGGGCCCACUUUUCCUACCUGCUAUGGCUUUCCCAGUGGGAGCAGGGCUGGGCUGCUCGCCUCCCGCGUCUGGAAGCGCUGGGAGCAGCGCGGACGCAGUUCAGACCUUGGGGUGGGGUCUUGACCGAGCAUCUGAUACAGACUUUGAUUUCAAUGCCAGCCAGGAGGAACCCUCUGACCAUUCCAUGUGCAGAAACAGGAGAGCUGUCACAAACUUGACACGUUUACGGCAUUUCUCUGGCUGAAUCUCCCUCUCUCUCUGUUUAACAAGCAGAAAGACCCUCCCUAGGUAAAUGACUUGCAUCCCCUCCCCUGCCUUUCACCUAGACACUAGAACAGAGGAUCUAAAUUCAAGACUUUUCGCCUCCCCACCUUCUCCAAAACAAACACAAAAGCUCAAACAAGAACCAACCUAGGUGCAUCUUUACCAGUUGUAAAUAGAGGAAAAACAAAAAGAGAAAAAAAAAAAACCUACAUAGAGAAAUAUAUUUGAAAUCCGUUUCAGUUUCUGGGCAGUCCCCAGGCUGUCCACUGCAAUGUUCUUGCUAGUACACUGUGGUGCUUUGGGUUUCUGGUUUUGUUCUCUUUAUGCUCUGUCAUCUUUUCAUUGCAGCUACAUUUCAGGGAACAUGUAUAUUUAGUAGCUAUAUUGUAAGUUCUGCAUGGCAUCACCAAGCUUAUUUUUUUCCUUAAGAAGAAAACAAACAAAACAAAACAAAAAACAAGGAGAAGAAGAAGUCUGUAGGAGGUUGUUUUUUUUUUUUUUUCAAAGCACUAUGAUGACAGGGACUUGUAGCAGAGAGAAUUUAAUGACAACAAAACAAAAACAAACAAAACGAAACAGAAAAGGAGUAAAAAAAAAAAAAUCAAGGAAAAAAAAAAGAAAAAAUAAAGAAAAAAAUUAAAAGAAAAAAAAAAAGAUUUUUAAAAUUCUAGUUUGAAGCCAAAUACUGAUAUUUUAGUGCUUUUGGGGUUUUAACAGUAAGAGAAAAAAAAAAAAAAAGACCAAAAAAAAAAAAGAGAUUUUGGUAACCCAGUUCUGAUCCGCACUUGCCAGGUUUAUUAUUUUGUUUAUAUUGGACUGUUUGACCCUGUCAAACAAGUGUCAGAGUCGUGUGUAUAAAACAAAACAACAACAAACAAAGAGGGAAAGGGAAAAAAAGAAAGUGUUUAAAAAGGAAAAAAAAAAAAAAAGUGUUGUAAAAGACACUGAGCCUUAUGAAAAUAUUUAUGGAAUUAAAUAAAAAGAAGUGAAAAGGCA